This is a messenger RNA of Microtus oregoni (creeping vole), 829 nucleotides long. RefSeq names its product regenerating family member 4 (gene Reg4). The record is from RefSeq and is a predicted model, not a curated record. Gene Ontology annotation, molecular function: mannan binding; signaling receptor activity. The transcript is spliced from 6 exons. The coding region runs from base 207 to 680 and encodes 157 amino acids. NCBI's taxonomy places the organism in Eukaryota, Metazoa, Chordata, Mammalia, Rodentia, Cricetidae.
CGUGACUUCAACAGGUCAUCACAUCCUGAGGCAAGAGGUAUAAAGACACAGGAACCUGGGACCACUCUUGCUGAAGAAGACAGAGUUCUCAGAGUCUGGUUGCAACGAGGUCUAGGAGACACCAGAGUCUUUAAGAGAAAACUGACAAGUGUUCUGAGGGUCUUGAAAUCAAAACAUCGAAGUAUUGUCCCCAGUGAAAGAGGAAGAUGGCUUCCAAAUGCGUUCGGCUGCUCCUGCUGCUGAGCUUUGUAACCGGCCCCGAAGUCAUGAGUGCUGUCUGGAGACCCAGCUGUCCUGCAGGAUGGUUUUAUUACAGUUCCCACUGCUAUGGAUACUUCCGGAAGAUGGGAAGUUGGUCUCAGGCUGAGGAGGAGUGUCAGAAUUACGGAAGUGAGUCCCACCUGGCAACUGUCUCGAAUCUAAAGGAAGCCAGAGUCAUAGCAAAGUACAUACUUGGCUAUCAGAGAAACCUGCCUGUGUGGAUUGGCCUGCAUGACCCACAGAAGAAGCAGUCAUGGCAAUGGAUUGACGGGUCUAUAGACCAGUACAUACCCUGGAAUUACAGGACAAAGAGUGAAGCCAGGCACUGUGCUGCGCUGAACCCCAAGGACAGCUUUUUAAGCUGGAACAAAAACGGAUGCAGCGAGCGCCAACACUUCCUAUGCAAGUACAGGCCAUAGAGCAAGAAUCAAGCGCCUGCCAGCCGUGCACAAGCUCCUUCUUCCUCCCUCUCACCUGGCGGCUGAUAUAAUCCUUAUCCCCCAGAGGAGACACAGCAGCAAACACUGAUGAGGCCUCCAGCACACUGAUUAUCAGGCUCAGAGAGCUA